Messenger RNA from Auxenochlorella protothecoides, 354 nucleotides. RefSeq names its product Thioredoxin H-type. The record is from RefSeq and is a predicted model, not a curated record. The transcript is spliced from 2 exons. The coding region runs from base 1 to 354 and encodes 117 amino acids. Gene Ontology annotation, molecular function: protein-disulfide reductase activity. Lineage: Eukaryota; Viridiplantae; Chlorophyta; Trebouxiophyceae; Chlorellales; Chlorellaceae.
AUGGCAGGCGGAAAGGUCGUGGUCGUAAACAGCAAAGCUGAGUGGGACCAGGUGCUCAACGAGGCCAAGAACUCCGGCAAGGCGGUCAUCGUCGACUUCUUCGCCACAUGGUGCGGGCCCUGCCGCCUCAUCUCCCCCUACUUCCAGGAGCUGUCCUCCAACUAUGACGACGUCGUCUUCGUGAAGCUGGACGUGGACCAGGUGGAAGAGGUUGCCCAAGCCCUGGGCAUCACCGCCAUGCCGACCUUCCAGGUCUUCCAGUCCGGGGAGAAGGUGGACGAGUUGAUCGGCGCGUCCAAGGACAAGCUGAAGAGCCUGGUGGAAAAGUACAGCAAGGUGGGAGUGGCUGCCUGA